CUACUUCUACUACCACACUGACUAAACUCUCUCUCAGUUGCGGAGAAACAAUGGCGGAGAGAACACUUUAUUUUUUGUUUUUAGUUUUUUCUUUCUUAGUUCUGAAUGGUUUCUUCACCCGAGCUUCUUCUAGCUCAGAUUUGGAAGCUUUAAUGGCGUUCAAAGCUAAGUCGGACGUGUCCAACAGGCUUUCCGAUUGGAACUCUAGCUCGGACCCGUGCAGCUUUUCCGGCGUCUCGUGCAUCGACCACCGGGUUUCUAGGCUCGUUCUAGAGAACCUCGAUCUUCGGGGUUCUUUCGAGCCACUCACCGCAUUAACUGAGCUUCGAGUUAUGAGUCUCAAGCGGAACCGUCUCUCGGGUCACAUUCCGGAUCUCUCCAGCUUCACAACUCUAAAACUCCUUUUUCUGUCGCAUAACGACUUCUCCGGCGAGUUUCCGGCGUCUGCAACUUCUCUUGCCCGGCUCUACCGUCUCGAUCUGUCGUACAACAACUUGUCCGGUGAGGUUCCUGCUACUGUUAACCGUUUGACUCACCUGUUGACACUUCGUCUAGAGGAGAAUCGGUUUUCCGGGUCCAUCCCCGGCCUAGUCCUUCCUAAUCUCCAAGACUUCAACAUCACCGGGAACAGUUUCUCUGGUGAGAUACCUAAAUCUUUCUCAAGUUUCCCAAAAUCCGCUUUUUCCCAAAAUCCAAAACUAUGUGGAUCUCCAAUGGAAAGCUGCAAGGUCCUAAGCAAUCCGACUAAACCAGGAUCGGGCGGAGCCACUGCGUCGCCAGUUAUGCCGUCCGGUAAUCCAACAGUGGUAUCAUCUUCUCCAAGUUCGCUCCCGGUGAUUAACUCAACGCCCAGCCAUUCGGAAAACACUCACCACAACAAAACAGCUAAGAUAACCCCACUAGCUCUUAUUGCCAUAAUACUCGGCGAUAUUUUGGUCCUCAUCGUAAUCUCUAUAUUCCUCUACUGCUACUUCUGGCGGAACUACUCGGCCAAGAUGCGAGAAGGAAAAAGCUCGAAACUACUUGACAGCGAGAAGAUUGUUUACUCGUCGAGUCCGUACCCUGCCCAACCCGGGUUCGAGAGGGGUCAAAUGGUUUUCUUCGAAGGGGUUAGGCGUUUUGAGCUCGAAGAUUUGCUGAGAGCCUCGGCGGAGAUGUUGGGAAAAGGCGGGUUUGGGACGGCGUACAAGGCUGUCCUCGACGACGGCAAUGUUGUGGCUGUGAAGAGGCUUAAGGACGCUCAGAUUGGUGGGAAGAGAGAGUUUGAGCAGCACAUGGAGGUUCUUGGGCGGCUCAGGCAUCCCAAUGUGGUUAGCUUGAGGGCUUAUUAUUUCGCGAGUGAAGAGAAGUUGUUGGUCUAUGAUUACAUGCCUAAUGGGAGCUUGUUUUGGUUACUACACGGUAACCGAGGCCCUGGAAGAACUCCAUUGGACUGGACUACAAGGUUGAAAAUCGCCGCUGGAGCAGCACGAGGUCUUGCUUUCAUUCACAGCUCCUGCAAGUCCCUCAGGCUCAUUCAUGGCAAUAUCAAGUCAACCAAUAUCCUAAUCGACAAAACGGGCAAUGCCCAGGUCUCCGAUUUCGGAUUAUCCCUAUUCGGUGCCCCAUCUUCGGGUUCAAACGCUCCACGAUCCAAUGGCUACCGCGCGCCGGAGUCAAACGACGGUCGGAAGCUAACGCAGAAAUCCGACGUGUUCUCCUUUGGGGUCCUCCUCUUGGAGCUGCUGACUGGCAAGUGUCCUUCCGUGGUCGAAAGCGGUGGGCCCGGGUGCGGGUACGGUGGGGUCGUGGACCUUCCGAGAUGGGUCCAGUCCGUCGUGAGAGAGGAGUGGACGGCGGAGGUUUUUGAUUUGGAGCUCAUGAGGUACAAGGAUAUCGAGGAAGAGAUGGUUGGGUUGCUUCAGGUUGCCAUGACGUGUACAACGGCUGCUCCUGAUCAACGGCCCAGGAUGAGCCAGGUCAUCAAGAUGAUCGAUGAGAUCCGCGGGGCUGAGGUGUCACCGAGUCAUGACGCCGUGGACUCGGUCUCCGAGUCACCUUCGGUAUCGGAGGGCACGUGUGGAGCGAGUCAGUGAUAUGGCUUGAGGAAGAUCACUAUUUCAUUUUUACAUAGUAGAAGUAGUAUGAAAAAGACACCAUUUUGUGUGCGCUGUAAAUCACGGUUUUUUGUUAGCUUUUUUAGCUAUUUAUUUAUUUUUGGUCUUGGUCACAUUCUUAUUUGUAGUUUGUCUUAUAACCUCAAAAGUCAGCCUAAUUAUAUUAAAGCAAUCGACAAAUCAAUUCUAUACUACAAAUUUGGCUGUUU
Molecule: messenger RNA, 2305 nt
Organism: Humulus lupulus (European hop)
Lineage: Eukaryota; Viridiplantae; Streptophyta; Magnoliopsida; Rosales; Cannabaceae
Product: probable leucine-rich repeat receptor-like protein kinase At1g68400
Exons: 2
Coding region: 51-2075 (674 amino acids)
Biological process (GO): protein phosphorylation
Molecular function (GO): protein kinase activity; ATP binding; protein binding
Source: RefSeq, a predicted model, not a curated record